Messenger RNA from Lodderomyces pseudojiufengensis, 3075 nucleotides. Its product is annotated as guanine nucleotide exchange factor. Bases 1 to 3075 code for a protein of 1024 amino acids. NCBI's taxonomy places the organism in Eukaryota, Fungi, Ascomycota, Pichiomycetes, Serinales, Debaryomycetaceae. Gene Ontology annotation, biological process: vesicle-mediated transport. Gene Ontology annotation, cellular component: cytosol; endocytic vesicle. Gene Ontology annotation, molecular function: guanyl-nucleotide exchange factor activity; ubiquitin binding; small GTPase binding. The record is from RefSeq and is a predicted model, not a curated record. The transcript has a single exon.
AUGUCAUUCAAUAGUCUUGCCUUUAAUGUCUCAAAAUCAACACCUACUACUUCUACUAAUAAUACCAAUACUACAUCAACAAAGUCUUCAACUUCGAAUUCAGACAAUGGCCUAGCACUCUCAAGCAAAGCCAAAUCCUUAUCUGCAAACAUUGAAUCAACACUAUCGGGAGAUGAUCCCAAAUCAGAUGCACAUGAUUCACAUGCCAACUCAAAAGCGAAUGAUUUACAUGAUGAAUCAAAUACUCCACACUCGACAGCUCAUGCUGUAUCGCCGUCUUUCGGGAAAAAUGUCUCCAACAUCAACAACAACUACAACGAAUCUAAAACAUCAUCCAUCAAGUCACAUCCCUCGAAUUCGAAACUAGGUUUUAGUCCAACUUUAACUGCACCUCCUGUUGUAACUAUUGCAUCCGAAAAUAACGAUAAACUUGGUACAUCAAAGAAGAUAAAAGAUAGUGCGGGCACUAAAAGCUCGGAUUUGAUAGGCUUAUUUGAUAAAUUCGAUAUCAAAAGUAGUGAAAGCGGUUCAACUUCUGAGAUCAAACAUGAUAACAACCAAGAUAAACAAUCUGAUAAUGAUGUACUGAUAGAGAAUGAAAAAUAUGAUAGUGAGCAUGAACAAAAAUUAGAGAAAAUGCAACUGGAUGAUGAGGAUUUGAUUGGAAAAGUAGAAAAGGAAGGUACGGAGAAAAUGAUAGAAGUAAAGAAACCGGAUGCUUUAAUCAACACUAUCGAUAACUCAAAUGGAAAAUCACACAAUUUAUCAUCAAAAAAGAUGGAUCAAACCGCAUAUUUGAGUAUGACAAUACAGCCUUACAAUCCACCAGAACUAGAAAAUACAAUAGUUAACAGCGAAUUAUCAAAUGUGUCAAAUUUAGAGCAAAAACCUACCGAAGAAGAAAGCGUUGAUAUCAAUAAUGAGAAAGAGCAUCUAACAUCAAAUUCUCAAAAUGAAACCAUGGAGUUGUCAGAAACAUCAACUAAAGCAGGUUCUAAUAUUACUCAAAAAAUCGAUUCUCAUCAUAACUCCAAUGAAGAAGUAAUUGCAGUUGAAGAGCCAAGCAAUCUAAUCGACAAUUCAAGAAAUGAAUCGAAAAAAACUAAUGAUGGUCAAGGUCAAGGUCAAGAUGAGGUUGGUUACAAGAAUGAAUUGGGUCAGAUAGCUGAGGAACUGAAAAAAUCUGAGGAUCUCAUCGACUCAGACAAAAUAAUUGAGUUUGAUCAAGAACGCUCGGAGGAUACAGUACCCAAAGUACCGGAGGAAAGUUCCUCAGAGCAUUUGAAAGGCUCGAAGAUUGAGGAAAAUUAUAAUAAAAAUGUUUCUCUGCCUGACAGUUCGCAAUCCACAAAAAAUGAAUUAGGUGACAUUGCUGGUGAUGAAUCAGAGGACAAAGGAAUUGAAGAAAUCGUUAUAAACAAUGAAGAGCCCUCUACCGAAAUCGAAUCAAAAGUGAAAAGUCGAGUAAGUAAAACUCCUUUGAAAAUCAAGUAUAAAGUAAAUCCGAAUGAGCAGCAUCAGCAAUCUCACAAAGCAUUUGAUUUUCAAAACUUUUUGGUACAAUUGAGAAAAAAGCCCGCUGAUCCUAUCGUUAGAUAUUUAAGAUCAUUCCUUGGCUCUUACAUCAAGCAAGUUCAUUCGUUUUCAGCUGAGCAAAGAAUAUCUAUUAUUACAGAUUUUAAAAGCUUCACUAAUGAGAAAUUCAAAUUAUACGAACCUUUUGCUUCAAUGGAUAGUAUAGAUUUGGAAAACUCUCGAGAAGGUUUAGAAAAAUUAAUUAUGAAUAGAUUGUAUGAUUUAUGUUUUCCUCCAGAAGUGUUCAAUCAUUCUACUGCAUUAUCCCAAAUUCCUCAACCAUAUCAAGAUGAUUUGAAAGAAGAUAAGGAAUUUUCGACACAAUUAGAGAAGUACAGUUGGAUCAAUGGAUCACACUUCGAUAUUGAUAUGACUCAGUUCAGUACCCUCAAUGUUAAAGAUGGUCAAGAUUUUUUUCAUUUCGCAAUUUUGGAGCUUAACAAAAUCAACAAUUAUCGAGCACCUAGAGAUAAAAUUAUUUGUAUUUUAAAUUCAUGCAAGAUUAUAUUCAGUUAUUUGAAAUUGAGUAAAAAAGAAACCAAUGCUGAUUCAUUCAUUCCUUUACUUAUAUUAGUCAUAUUAAAAGCUAAAACUAGUCAUCUUAUUAGUAACAUCCAUUAUAUUGAAAACUACAGGGGCGAGGAGUGGUUAUUACAUGGAGAGACAAGUUAUUAUUUAUCAUCGAUUCAAGGUGCUAUUAGUUUUAUUCAAAAUUUGAGUAGAGAGGAUCUAACAAUAAGAGAUGAAGAAUUUGACGCACAUAUGGAGGCUUGGGAUGCUGAACUUAAACAGAGAGAAAAACAGGAGAAAGAGGAGAUGGAAAAGUUGAGGCAAAUUGAGUUGCAGCGUCAAGAGUUCAUAACGCAACAGCAACAACAACAGCAGCAGCAGCGGCAACAAGUACAACAACAGCAACAACAACUACAGCAGCAGCCAGAACAACAACACCAACGAAGCAGCAGGCCAUCAACUCCAAAACGUCGAUUGUCCCAACCACAACCAAGGCGCAUCUCAAAUCCCAAAACUAUGGAAAAUGUUCAAGCAUCUACCCAGAAUACAGGAAUAUCUCCGUCAAAUGUAUUAUUUUCAAGUGCAGAGAUGUUCACGAGAUCAAUCUCAAACUUUUUGUCACCACUGCCUCAACCUAAUACUGUACCUAACAAUUCAAGUAGAGAUUAUGUAUCUUCAAAAGCACCCAUCAGCUCACCUCCACCACCUGCUUUACCACCGAGAAGUUCACAACAUAGUAUUCCACAAAUAAGUAACAUCGAAUCUUCGAAUAACACCACGGAAAGUACCGCUGAGACAAGUAAUAUUCAAUAUCAACCUGAACCACCCGCUGAAGAAGAAAUUAAUUCAGAACAAAUGAAAAAUGCAUAUGAAGUGUUGAAAGAAGUAUUUCCUACUUUGGACACAAAUAUUUUGAAAGAUGUUAUAUUCAUAAAUAAGGGGGAUGUGGAUGUAUGCAUUGAUGCUUGUUUACCAUUAGUCGAUGGAUGA